UUGGUAGAUUCUUCCGAUACAAUAUGUAUCCAGGUGAAGGGACUGGUUUGCUUCGUAUCCAUAGUACAUACCGUCAUGACCUUAAAAUUUACAGCUCUGACGAGGGACGUGUUCAGAUGUCUGCAGCUGCUUUUGCUAAAGGCCUGCUUGACAUAGAAGGACAGCUGCGCCAAUCUUGGUUUUCCCUUCUUAAUAUUAUAUUGUUGGUGCUUAAUUUGCAAUGUCAUCGUGUGUUUACUAAUAAUGUCUUUUUAUCUUUCUUGCUUCUCAAGGUUUCUUUGGUUAGCAAGGACUCUUCCAUGUUGGAUGGUCUUGAUACUGCCAACAUUGAAAUGGAAGCUGCCAAGGUUUGUCCCAUGACUUGA
Messenger RNA from Brassica napus (rape), 365 nucleotides. Its product is annotated as inositol hexakisphosphate and diphosphoinositol-pentakisphosphate kinase VIP1-like. The record is from RefSeq and is a predicted model, not a curated record. The transcript is spliced from 3 exons. The coding region runs from base 24 to 365 and encodes 113 amino acids. Lineage: Eukaryota; Viridiplantae; Streptophyta; Magnoliopsida; Brassicales; Brassicaceae. Gene Ontology annotation, molecular function: inositol hexakisphosphate kinase activity; 5-diphosphoinositol pentakisphosphate 1-kinase activity; diphosphoinositol pentakisphosphate kinase activity. Gene Ontology annotation, biological process: inositol metabolic process; inositol phosphate biosynthetic process.